GUGCAAUGUUCUCCAAUCGAAACGCAGAUUCUGUAAGUCCCGCCUCAGACGGUGGGCUUUUGGCGUUUGUAGUCAAGCUGGACUCGGUGGGCUGACGGAGAGAGGCGUAGAAAGGGGCACUAAAUCGUCGAUUUCGCCGGUUACAACCGAACAAAAAGGGCACUGUUGCGACAGGAAAGAAAAGGUUGUUAAGGCGAUUUGGCGAACCGGGGUGGAGAUGGCCCAAGAAACGAAGCAGACCCAAGUGCCAAUGCUGUGUGCGACUGGGUGUGGGUUUUAUGGGAACGCUCGCACGAACGGGAUGUGCUCCGUCUGCUACAAAGACUCCUUACAGAGACAGAACAACAGCGGCACAUUAACUCCACCAGUGGUCGAGGUCGGCAGUAGUGAAGACUGUUUGCCCGCACAGCAUUCUGAGAGCGGCGAUCCACACUCAGCCCCACCGUUCCCUACGACGGACACCCCAUCGGAGCAGAACAGCGUUGUGUCCAGCCUGACUCUGUCAUCACAAGCCUCACUAACGUGUUUGGAAGAGUGUGAGCCAGCGGUGGACAAAGGACACAGAACAGAAGAAUUAAAGGCUGUGGCCACGGUCUACCCAGACCCAGACCCAGACCAGGGCUCUGCAGAGGCACGGGACGGAACCCUGGAGAACCUGAAGCAAAACAGAAGUCGCUGUUUCAUGUGCCGUAAGAAAGUGGGACUCACAGGUUUCGACUGUAGAUGCGGAAACGUGUUCUGCGGUACCCAUCGAUACUCUGAUGUCCACAGUUGCACCUUUGACUACAAAGCAGACGCCGCCGAGAAGAUUAGGAAAGAAAACCCUGUAAUUGUUGGGGAGAAGAUCCAGAAGAUAUGAAAGCCCUUCGCUGGACUUUGCUAAAGCCAGUUUAGAUAUGCUUUUUCUUUCUUUCCUGAAAUCGUUCCCGAUUUGUUCUACAUAAUUAAAUUAUGCAUGGCACCUACAACGCGUCGUUGAAACUGUGAUUCUAUUAAGUUGCGAUUAUUCGGUUUCUUUUUCUUCUAAAUGUUGUGCUUUGUGAAAUCGAGUUGAAUUGAAUGAAUACAAUUUAAUGCCGGCGUCUUCGAAUCAUUUAGGGCUGUCUUUGCGAUUAGGUUGGACGCCUGCAGUGCGUCGUGUGAAAUGCAUGUCUUACGUCAAUCACCAGUCACUUUUAUACUGUAAAUAGUUUCUACCAAUAACUGAAUGUAUGAUGGGGCAGAUGUCCAAGUGCGUUUUUUCAUUAACGGCUAAAAAGCGUUUUGCGUACGUUGGAACAUUUUAUUUCCCAUUACUGUAGGUGUGUAUGUGUUUCCUUCGAGUGGUAAAGUCAGAUCUCUGCAUUUUCUUGCAGUCUUUGAGUGAAAGCGUGAGUAUACUUAAUUUCAGAGUCCGAGAUAAGUAUGACCUCACAGUACUUUUGUUAGUUUGUUCAGUUUUAACGUUUAUUAUAAUAAAGUUUAAUCAAAAUUU
Molecule: messenger RNA, 1474 nt
Organism: Paramormyrops kingsleyae
Lineage: Eukaryota; Metazoa; Chordata; Actinopteri; Osteoglossiformes; Mormyridae
Gene: zfand6
Product: zinc finger, AN1-type domain 6
Biological process (GO): protein targeting to peroxisome
Molecular function (GO): zinc ion binding; DNA binding; polyubiquitin modification-dependent protein binding
Source: RefSeq, a predicted model, not a curated record